AUGGGCCGCACGCCAGUCCGCAAGGCCGCACCUCAAUCACGCUCGCUCUCGUCCCGCCUCGGCAGCGCCCUCCCCAGCGGCGCCUCGACUCCCUCGCGACCCUCGCCUCUCCAGUUCGACUUUGCCCCGCCGACGACGACCGACACCGACAGCCAGAGCAGCAUGCCGGCCCAGAAGCGCACCUUUGACGACCCUGUCGGUCCCGCCACGCCCGCCUCGGCCGCAGCCAAGGACGGCAGCGGCAAGAAGCCUCGCCGCACCCGGCGCGGCGGCGUCGCCCACAAGCGGGCACGCGCAGCCGAGGCGACCAAGCAGGACGGCGGCGACGACGACGACGGCGGCCCAGCUGUCGAAGGCGACUUUGACGACCUGUUCAUGGUCGACACGACGCCGGCUGCCGUCCGCGAGCAGGACCGCUUCGUGCCCACGCCGUCGGCCGCCGCCGCCGCCACCGACUCGCCGCUCAAGCAGGGCGCCCACGGCGAGAACGGCGAGCAGGAGGAGGACAUGCUCACGGCGCCGGUCGCGCAGUCGGAGGGCGAGGCGCUCCCGGCGGACGAGCUCGCCGAGGACGAGGACGGCGACCGGACGAUGGACAGCGACGACGUGCUGCGGGCGUUUGCUCGCGAGGUCGCCGACACGGACGACGAGGACCUGUCGGACGAGUCGGACGAGGACGAGGACGACAUGCCGACCCCGGUCGUGCCGGCGCCGCUGUACGACAACGAGGAGGACCUGCAGAAGGCGAUCGAGGGCCGCAUCGUCGACGACAGCUCGGCUCCUGUCACUGGGCGGUACUACAAGGAGGCCGACCUCACCAAGACCUGCGUCCUCUGCGGCGAGCAUGGCCACAGCUCGCGCGACUGCACGCACUCGCAGUGCUUCGUCUGCGGCAAGAUCGACGCCGACCACGAGGCGCGCGACUGCCCCGUUGCGCUCGUCUGCAUGGCCUGCGGCUCUCGAGGGCACUUUGCGAGGGACUGCACCGUCAACCCGGGUGGCGGCGGACGAGGCUUUGGCGCGUCUCGGUGCUCGCUCUGCCCGAGCAACAGCCACAUGACGAUCAACUGCCCCUCGCACUGGCGCGUCUACGACACGUCGGGCCCGAAACCGCCCAAGCGCAAGGUCGUCCUCGCGUGCGCCAACUGCGGCAGCACAAGGGACCACUUCAUCGACGACUGCUUCCUCCCUCGUGGUCACCCGAUGAAGCACGCCGAGCCCUCGGCCUUCAACCGAGCCGCCCUCGGCUCCUCCUUCUCCGGCGCGCCCUACCCGUCCUCCUCCUCGGCCUCGGCCUCGGCCUACGGCGCCGCCGCGCCCUCGGGCCGCCGCAGCGGCGGCGCGACGGGCAAGCUCGACCGGCGACCGACGGGCGCGAGCGCGCAGCGGUACGCCGGCGCCGAGGACGACGACGACGACUGGUUCGCGAGCCGGUCGAGGGCGGGUGGCAGCGGUGGGCGCUCGGGCGGCGGCGGCGGCGGGCGAGGGGGCGCUGCACGAGGUGGUGGAGGAGGAGGAGGCGGUGGAGGGUACGGGCCCGGCGGCAGGGGGACGCACACGCACUUUGGCGGCGGCGGGAGCGACCGAGACGAUGGGCGGUCGCGGCACGACGGCCGAGGGGGAGGAGGAGGGAGGGGCGACUACCACGACCGCGACGGGUACUCGAUGUACCGCGGGUCGGGCAGCGACAGUCGGAGCGAGGGCCGGAGAGGCGGCGACGGUGGUGGAAGAAGGGACAGCGGCCGCAACGGCUCGGGUUCGAGCGGUGGCGCGAGGCUGCUCGACCGGUUUGGCGGCGGCGGCGACAGCGGCGGUGGACCCGGCGGUGGGCGCAGCGGCGGGCGCAAGCCGAGGUACCAGGGCGGGUACGUCUGAGCAGCUCUGCGCUGGCGACGAGGUGCAAAUCGCCGUUCUUGCUCUUCCUC
Molecule: messenger RNA, 1925 nt
Organism: Rhodotorula graminis WP1
Lineage: Eukaryota; Fungi; Basidiomycota; Microbotryomycetes; Sporidiobolales; Sporidiobolaceae
Exons: 6
Coding region: 1-1875 (624 amino acids)
Molecular function (GO): zinc ion binding; nucleic acid binding
Source: RefSeq, a predicted model, not a curated record